CACCACCACAGACUAUAAUCUACUCGGGUUGAUAGCAUACACCUCGAGCAUUUUCGCACGUUAGUGCUUCGCAUUAACUCUUUCCGAAGGCGCCCAUCCUGUGCAGAAGACGCUGAUUAAGAGGUAUCGUAUCACAAGCCUACCGCUCAACCGCCCUCCGACAAGAGCAACCAAAAGGUCACCGCCAAAAGUUACAGUCACGAUGGAGUGCUCAUUCGGCAUCACCGGCAAGGGCUACACCAUCAUCGCCUCCGAUUCGACAGCAGGCAGAUCCAUCAUCAAGAUGAAAUCGGAUGAAGACAAGCAAAGGCAGCUGUCUAAACAUCUAGUGAUGGCCUACUCAGGAGAAUCGGGGGACACAGUGCAAUUUGCAGAAUAUGUCGAGAGGAACUUGCGCUUGUACGGCAUCCGUCACCACGUCGAAUUGAGACCACAAUCAGCGGCAGCAUGGAUCCGCAAGACACUUGCCGAGUCUUUGCGAUCACGGAAACCGUACCAAGUCAACAUGCUCUUGGCCGGCUUUGACCUGCCAACAGCUACACCGGCCCUCUACUGGAUCGACUACUUGGGUACACUAGCGAUCGUACCCUUUGCGGCGCACGGCUACGGUGCGCAUUUUUGCCUCAGCACAAUGGACAGAUACCAUAGCCCAGAUAUGAGCCUCGAGGAUGGCUUGAAGUUGCUACAAAGAUGCAUUGGCGAACUCAAGCAACGGUUCAUUGUUGAUUUGGGAAAAUGGAACGUUAGGGUCAUCGAUCACGAGGGAAUACGGCAAGUAGAGCUGCAGGAGACAGACAUUCCUGCGCCCGCAUGAUCUGGGGCAUUACGCCAAGAAGAAUGCACACGUAUCUCACAUGACUAAACAUUCGAGCACAGCGUGGAUGUGUAAGAGUAUGUGUCAUAUGAUCCCGGUUAUUUGGUGCGGAUCUUAAUGGCAUUGACCGCCCGGACCACUGCGAAUUCGCUCCGGAAAGCCAAAGCCUUCCGCAUCAGCCUUGUAGUAACCAAGAGAGGAAAAGCGUGCAUCUGACCCGACACCCUUAUACGAGCGUCGAACACCGUACAGCUCUGCUAGCCGUUUGUCGCGCUCAGUCAGCCUCAUCUGGACAUGGUCUGUCCUCUUCCGAAGCCACCAGCUCGAAAGCAGCCAAGACUUCCGUCCGAACCGCUCGGAGUGCAAGCCAAGCCCGACUCUGCGCAUUUUGCGAAGGUGCCUGAGUCCGAGGGCCGCACUCAAAGAGGCUCCAGCAAACGCGAUGGUGCAAGCUCCGAAGAACGCGAUGGGGUCAUCCUCGAGGCC
Messenger RNA from Tilletiaria anomala UBC 951, 1300 nucleotides. RefSeq names its product N-terminal nucleophile aminohydrolase. Gene Ontology annotation, molecular function: peptidase activity. The transcript is spliced from 2 exons. The coding region runs from base 203 to 814 and encodes 203 amino acids. Gene Ontology annotation, cellular component: nucleus; cytosol; proteasome core complex. Gene Ontology annotation, biological process: proteasomal protein catabolic process. The record is from RefSeq and is a predicted model, not a curated record. Lineage: Eukaryota; Fungi; Basidiomycota; Exobasidiomycetes; Georgefischeriales; Tilletiariaceae.